AUGUCCUCUAGAUACGGUGAUCGUGCACCUGCACGUAGCUAUCGUGACUUGGAUCGGGAUCGGGAACGAGAUCGCAGAAGCGUGAGUCCUUCUAGACGUGGAUACAAUCAGGAUGAAAGAGAAAGAGAUGGAAGGAGAAGAAGGGAUCCUUCUCCUCCCACACGACAAGCAAGAAGGGAUGAAGAAGAGCGUAAACAGAAACGACAAAAAGAGAAAGAAGAAGAAGAAGAGCAGCAAGUAUCACUGGCAGCUGCUGAUGCUAAAGCAAAGCAAGAACUAGAAGAAAGAGCUCAAAAUGGCAAUGAAGAUGAAGACGAUAUGAUGAAAGCGAUGGGAUUCGGUGGAUUCGGUACAACAAAGAUGGUAAAAAAGUACAAGGCAAUCAAGCGGGAACGGCAGAAGUACGAAAAGAGAGAACAUGGAGACAAUACAUGCAACGAAAAGGUGGAUUUAAUCGACCAUUGUCACCAGUUCGCAAAGGAUAGAUCAGUGGAGACAUGCAAAUGCAGAUGGAUGAUGUCAGCCAAGACGUUCAAGUUGGAAACCGUUGGGAAGCCAUCUUUGUCCGAUUGGUUCAUGAUACGUCAAGCGAAGGAUCUUUCAGUGGAUCAUAUUGAUUUGCAAAACAAGUAUUCAACCCAUCAAAGUGGUUUGGUAAGGCAAGUCAUCAUGAUUGCCGCUGGCUAUUGUCCACCGCUUGAACAGUUCAAUGCGAUCAUUGCGAACUUGGACGUGAUCAUCAGCUUUGCAUUCGUUUCAUCACACGCACCUAUACCUUAUGUUCGACCUCAGAUCUUCGAAAUGGGCAAGAAUGCCCCUAUGAUCGUCAAAGAAGCACGUCACCCGUGCCUCGAAGUGCAAGACGAUCUUAACUUCAUUCCGAAUGACGCUGAAACGGUCCCCGACGAGAGCAAAUUCUUGGUGAUCACAGGUCCUAACAUGGGAGGAAAGAGUACAUACAUUCGAUCGAUCGGAAUCAUCGCUUUGGUGAGUCAAGCAGGUUGUUUUGUAUCAUGUGCUCCAGGUGCAAAAGUUCCGAUAUUCGAUGCUAUCCUUGCUCGUUUUGGAGCAGGUGAUAAUCAAACAAAAGGUGUAUCGACGUUUAUAGCUGAAAUGUUGGAAACAUCUACGAUCCUGCGAUUGGCAACACGUGAUUCUCUUAUCAUCAUCGAUGAACUCGGUCGUGGAACCUCAACGUAUGAUGGUUUUGGUCUGGCAUGGAGUAUUUCAGAAUUCAUCUCUUCAAAGAUUCGCAGCAAAUGCCUCUUUGCAAGCCACUUUGCUGAAACUGUCGCAUUGGCAGACCAGAUUAAACAUGUGCAAAACUUACACUGUAAGGUUCAUGUUGAACCACGUCACGACUCGCAAGCAUUAGAGAAGGAAAGCGAAAUCACACUGCUAUACAAAGUAGAGCCGGGAAUUUAUGAUCGCAGUUACAAUAUUCAUGUAGCUGAAUUGGCCGGGUUCUCUCCCAGUGUGAUCAAGUUAGCCAAACGCAAAGCAGAUGAAAUGGAAGACGUUGACGGGGAGAUUUCUCCACUGCUCACCGUGCAUGCGAAAAGUACGGAAGAGGGUAUGGAGAUUAUUGAAGAGUUCAUGCGUGCUUUCGCUUCCAACAAGAGAAUGCGUUCGGAUGGUACGGAGGCCGAAUCUCUUUCAUUUCUUGUUGCUGAAUAUCGUGAACGUUGCGGCGAGAAUGCUUUUGUACAAAAAGUGUUAGAGAGCUUGUAG
Meira miltonrushii is the source of this 1731-nucleotide messenger RNA. RefSeq lists its product as uncharacterized. Lineage: Eukaryota; Fungi; Basidiomycota; Exobasidiomycetes; Exobasidiales; Brachybasidiaceae. The coding region runs from base 1 to 1731 and encodes 576 amino acids. Gene Ontology annotation, biological process: RNA splicing; mismatch repair; mitotic recombination. The record is from RefSeq and is a predicted model, not a curated record. Gene Ontology annotation, cellular component: nucleus; MutSalpha complex. Gene Ontology annotation, molecular function: ATP-dependent DNA damage sensor activity; ATP binding; mismatched DNA binding. The transcript is spliced from 5 exons.